Molecule: messenger RNA, 364 nt
Organism: Cyprinodon variegatus (sheepshead minnow)
Lineage: Eukaryota; Metazoa; Chordata; Actinopteri; Cyprinodontiformes; Cyprinodontidae
Product: microtubule-actin cross-linking factor 1-like
Exons: 3
Coding region: 9-323 (104 amino acids)
Source: RefSeq, a predicted model, not a curated record
UCCAGUUUAUGGAUCUGCGAACGCGUUACACAGCCUUAGUCACUUUGACAACCCAGCAUGUGAAGUACAUCAGCGAUGCACUGAGAAGACUGGAGGAAGAGGAGAAAGAGGUAGAGGAGGAGAAGCAGGCCAGGGUGGGCCAGGUGUCAGAGCUGCUGGGCUGGGUCAAAGGCCUGCAGGGCCGGACCAGGGGUCCCAGCGCAGAGUCUUCACUUGCUGCUCAACAGGCCAUCAGUGAGCAGCUGGCAGGCAGGAAGGAGCAGGUGGCUGAAGCCAUCAGGAGCACGCAGGGCUUCCUGUCUUCCAAACAGGCCACCAAGUAAGACCCACACUCACUCACAGUUUCUGGUUAUCGAUCCACAGC